Oryza sativa Japonica Group (Japanese rice) is the source of this 1809-nucleotide messenger RNA. RefSeq names its product zealexin A1 synthase. Gene Ontology annotation, molecular function: oxidoreductase activity, acting on paired donors, with incorporation or reduction of molecular oxygen; monooxygenase activity; heme binding. NCBI's taxonomy places the organism in Eukaryota, Viridiplantae, Streptophyta, Magnoliopsida, Poales, Poaceae. The record is from RefSeq and is a predicted model, not a curated record.
GCUGAUUGGCACAGUGCAGUGACCCGAUCAUCAGAUAUUUCCAUGGUCACCAUCGAUAAUUUGCCUUAUCCCUUAUGCCUCCAUGGAUGAGCUGUCGAUCGAAAACCAUUCUCCAAUCUCCAUGGAUGAGCUCUCCUUCGGAAGCUUGUGCAUGGUCGCUAUGGCCACUCUCGCCCUCGCGUUGGCGCUCAUGGUCAUGGGAGCUCAUCGCCGCGGCGGCGAGAAGGGAGCAACCACCGGAGCCAAGAACCUUCCUCCGGGGCCAUGGAACCUCCCCGUCAUCGGCAGCCUCCACCACCUCCUCGGCGCGUCGCCGCCACACCGCGCGCUGCUCCGCCUGUCGCGGCGGCACGGCCCGCUGAUGCUGGUGAGGCUCGGCGAGGUGCCCACCGUGAUCGUCUCUGGGUCGGACGCCGCCAUGGAGGUGCUCAAGGCGCGCGACCCGGCGUUCGCCGACCGCGCCCGGAGCACGACGGUCGACGCCGUCAGCUUCGGCGGGAAGGGCGUCAUCUUCGCGCCCUACGGCGAGCACUGGCGCCAUGCGCGCAGGGUCUGCCUCGCGGAGCUCCUCAGCGCGCGCCAGGUGCGCCGCCUCGAGUCCAUCCGUCAGGAGGAGGUGUCGCGCCUCGUCGACUCCAUCAUCGCCGGCAGCAGCAACGCCGCCGCCGUCGACAUGACCCGGGCGCUGGCGGCGCUGACGAACGACGUGAUCGCGAGGGCGGUGUUCGGCGGCAAGUGCGCGCGGCAGGAGGAGUACCGCCGGGAGCUCGGCGUGCUGACGACGCUGGUGGCCGGGUACAGCAUGGUGGACCUGUUCCCGUCGUCGCGCGUGGUGCGGUGGCUGAGCCGCCGCACCGAGCGCCGCCUGAGGAGGAGCCACGCGGAGAUGGCGAGGAUCGUCGGCUCGAUCAUCGAGGAGCGCAAGGAGAAGAAGGGGAGUGACGCCGGCGUCGGCGCGAAAGACGAAGACGAUGAUCUGCUCGGCGUGCUGCUGAGACUGCAGGAGGAAGACGGCCUCACCUCCCCUCUCACGGCGGAGGUCAUCGCCGCCCUUGUUACCGAUAUUUUUGGAGCUGCUACUGAUACCACAGCUUCCACACUUGAAUGGAUUAUGGUGGAGCUUAUGAGGAAUCCAAGAGCAAUGGAUAAGGCACAACAGGAAGUUCGAAACACGCUUGGCCAUGAAAAAGGCAAAUUGAUUGGCAUCGACAUUAGUGAGCUACACUACUUAUGUAUGGUCAUCAAGGAGACCUUACGGCUGCAUCCCGCUUCUGCACUAAUUCUACGACAGAGCAGGGAGAACUGUCGUGUUAUGGGCUAUGACAUACCACAAGCGACACCUGUUCUAAUAAACACAUUCGCCGUAGCAAGGGACCCAAAGUACUGGGACAAUGCGGAGGAGUUCAAGCCAGAGAGAUUCGAGAAUAGCGGCGCAGAUAUCAGGACAUCUAUCGCACACUUAGGGUUCAUCCCAUUCGGAGCUGGAUGCAGGCAAUGCCCUGGAGCGUUGCUCGCGACCACCACACUUGAGCUCACAUUAGCGAACCUCCUUUACCACUUUGACUGGGCACUUCCUGAUGGGGUGAGCCCCAAAUCACUCGACAUGAGUGAGGUGAUGGGGAUCACUUUGCAUAGGAGGUCUAGUCUCCAUUUGCAUACAACUUUGACCAGGUCUGGUUUCUUUAGCCACUCUGGUCGAUAGAGGCUCCAUGCAUACUGGUGAUCCUUUUUUUUUUGAAACAUUAAACGGCAGGAGCUCUGCCGGAUAUAUUAGAAGGAAUAAAGGUUGCCAAUCAUUACAAUCAGCGA